Molecule: messenger RNA, 2382 nt
Organism: Dama dama (fallow deer)
Lineage: Eukaryota; Metazoa; Chordata; Mammalia; Artiodactyla; Cervidae
Gene: PURA
Product: purine rich element binding protein A
Exons: 2
Coding region: 576-1544 (322 amino acids)
Biological process (GO): regulation of transcription by RNA polymerase II
Cellular component (GO): nucleus
Molecular function (GO): RNA polymerase II transcription regulatory region sequence-specific DNA binding; purine-rich negative regulatory element binding; DNA-binding transcription factor activity, RNA polymerase II-specific
Source: RefSeq, a predicted model, not a curated record
CGUCUGGCUGCCACGACUUGCCGUCUGCGGCGGCGGCGGCGGCGGCGGCAGCGAGCGGAUCCCGCAGGGGAAGGAGGAGGAGGAGGGAGAGUCAAGGGGGCUGUGAGUGAGCGGGAGAGGCAGGGUGUGAGCCGGACUUGCCAGCGGGAGGGAGAACGAGCGAGAGCCGAGCCAGCCAUCCGAGCCGCCUCCUCCUCCUCCCCUCGGCGUCCCGCCCCCGCCUGCCAGCCCGCCCUUCUCCCUCCUCUGCCGGCAGAGCCCGAGUGAGGCGCAGCUCGGCUCGCGCCGCUGUCCAGGACAGGUGUGCGCGCGCGCGCCCUGCUCCCCUCCCCCUUUCCUCGCGCCUGCCUAGCGCCUGCCUCGCGCGCGCCCUCCCUCCCUCCAGCCCGCGCCCUCCCUCACCUGCGGCAGGACAGCGCCCGCCCGCCCGGAUCUCGCGAGAGUGGCUGACUGGCUGUGGGGGUUGCGGCGGCAGCAGGCGGAGCCGGGGAGGGAAAGCAGCGGCGGCUGAGGCGACUGAGGCGGCGGCGGGCGGAGCGGCAGGCGGCGGCGGCGCGGCGGCGGAGCGCAGCAUCAUGGCGGACCGAGACAGCGGCAGCGAGCAGGGUGGUGCGGCGCUGGGCUCGGGCGGCUCCCUGGGGCACCCAGGCUCGGGCUCCGGCGGGGGCGGUGGUGGCGGCGGGGGCGGCGGCGGCGGCAGUGGCGGCGGCGGCGGCGGCGGGGCCCCGGGGGGGCUGCAGCACGAGACGCAGGAGCUGGCCUCCAAGCGGGUGGACAUCCAGAAUAAGCGCUUCUACCUGGACGUAAAGCAGAACGCCAAGGGCCGCUUUCUAAAGAUCGCUGAGGUGGGCGCGGGCGGCAACAAGAGCCGCCUUACUCUCUCCAUGUCAGUGGCCGUGGAGUUCCGCGACUACCUGGGCGACUUCAUCGAGCACUACGCGCAGCUGGGCCCCAGCCAGCCGCCCGACCUGGCCCAGGCGCAGGACGAGCCGCGCCGGGCGCUCAAGAGCGAGUUCCUGGUGCGCGAGAACCGCAAGUACUACAUGGAUCUCAAGGAGAACCAGCGCGGCCGCUUCCUGCGCAUCCGCCAGACGGUCAACCGGGGGCCCGGCCUGGGCUCCACGCAGGGCCAGACCAUUGCACUGCCCGCACAGGGGCUCAUCGAGUUCCGCGACGCUCUGGCCAAGCUCAUCGACGACUACGGAGUGGAGGAGGAGCCGGCUGAGCUGCCCGAGGGCACCUCCUUGACUGUGGACAACAAGCGCUUCUUCUUCGAUGUGGGCUCCAACAAGUACGGCGUGUUUAUGCGAGUGAGCGAGGUGAAGCCCACCUACCGCAACUCCAUCACCGUGCCCUACAAGGUGUGGGCCAAGUUUGGACACACCUUCUGCAAGUACUCGGAGGAGAUGAAGAAGAUUCAAGAGAAGCAGAGGGAGAAGCGAGCUGCCUGUGAGCAGCUUCACCAGCAGCAGCAGCAGCAGCAGGAGGAGACAGCCGCUGCCACCUUGCUGCUGCAGGGUGAGGAAGAAGGGGAAGAAGAUUGAUCAAACUGAAUGGAAAAAACCCACACACACAUGCAUACACACACACACACACACAGCCACACACAGAGAAACUAUACUGUAAAGAAAGAGAGAAAAUAAAAAGUAAAAAAGUUAAAAAAAAAAAAAAAAACCUGUUAACUCCAAGGGAGCACCACCCACAGAACCUCCACCAACUGACAGUUUCUCUUCUUGACUUGCCACCCAUCGCUGGAUGUUGUCCACUUUAUCCACCAUAUAAAACAGUAAGCAGCUGCUAAAAACAAAAAACAAAAAAAAAAAAUACAAAAAGUAAUAACAUUAUAUGAACUGUGUUUCCUACUUGAUUAAAAAAUAUAAAGAACUGAGUGUUUAUUUCCCUAAUUAACCAAGAACUUUUGUACACGUUUAAGCUAUUAUUAUUAAAAGUGUUUGCAAAAUGGUCAAGAUUAUAAUAUUGCUGAAUUAUAUAAAAGUCCUUUUCAUGUUGAGCUAACAUUUGACUUUAGCACAAAAAAGAGAUAUUUUAGAACACGUAAAAUAAUAUUUUUAGUUUUUCUCAUUUUGUUACCAAAUUUCAAACCUUACAUGGAGGUUAUUAUAGUAUAUUUGACACCCUAUAUACCUGUGAUUAGAGAUGUGUAUAUAUAUGAGGGCUAGGCAUGCUGUGUGUCUGAGCUUUGUCUAAAUGUUAUGCAGAAGUUUGUAGAGUUAAAGGUACGUAGGUUUAAUUCAUGCAAGGUAAACAAUAAGUGCUCUCUUUUAUACAAUAUGCAUUGCAUCUGGACCUUAAACAUAUAAAAAUGGUCAGUGAAACUUCUGUGAACAUGAAGAAAUUAUUAAAAAAGGCAUUUAAAUGAAA